Molecule: messenger RNA, 2422 nt
Organism: Truncatella angustata
Lineage: Eukaryota; Fungi; Ascomycota; Sordariomycetes; Amphisphaeriales; Sporocadaceae
Exons: 4
Coding region: 233-2320 (695 amino acids)
Biological process (GO): DNA-templated transcription; positive regulation of transcription from RNA polymerase II promoter by galactose
Cellular component (GO): nucleus
Molecular function (GO): DNA-binding transcription factor activity, RNA polymerase II-specific; RNA polymerase II cis-regulatory region sequence-specific DNA binding; zinc ion binding
Source: RefSeq, a predicted model, not a curated record
CAGAUCAUCAUUGAUGGGAGAGCCUCAGGGGAAACCAGUCUCUUCAAUAUCGGACCGUCUUCAAAGUUAUCUUGAUCUUAUUUUUCUAUUCCCGAGCCGGAGGCUUCUAUCCUGUCUGCACGUAUCGCAGUGGCUAAAUCCAUAAAUCCGUGCGUGUGCGCAUCCGAAGCGCAUCCUGAGAGGGCAUCAAGGCUGCCAGCACCUGUGUACCACCAGGAAUCGUUGCGCUACAAUGGAGAGUGCUGUGGAGAAGAUCCCAAAGGCUUGUGAACCGUGUCGGAAAAAGAAGGUCCGCUGCGACGGCAAGCAGCCUUGCCAGCGAUGUCAACGGCGACCAUCUGAGUGUUCGUAUCGUCAACGCAUAAGAAUUCGAAAGUCAGCGCGCCACACCCUGAGCCCUAUCAUAGGGCCUAGUCAUGCUCGUUCGACGACCAAUGAGUCUCAAAGCGAGUCCCAGAUCCCGGACGCAAGUGGCAAUCCGCCGGAGCCUAAAAAACAAGCCGAUCACGCCAGAGACCAGCUCUACCAGAGUGUUGCUGCUACCCAUGGCAAUAAAGCUGACUCCGUUGAAAGUUCGCGCCUUUUCUAUGGACCAUCGUCGCAAUUUGCCUUCCUCCAGCAAUUGCAUAGAGAGAUAUUGUGCUUUAGCUCACAUCACCAACCCGGCGAUCGUGAAGUCCAAGAGGGAGGACCGGGGUUGGACCUUUUUGUUCAGAGGUCAAUAUUCUUUGGGAUUGCGCAGCGUACCCGUUCAAAUCCAUUGCCAUCACACAUGUCUCUAAUAUCAUCACUGCCGGUCCAGCAGGCUGUCGAAUUCCUGGCCGGAUUUAAGGCUGCAGCAUCACCUAUAGUCCCACUAUUUGCUGAUCAGGAGCUUGAUGACUUACUCCACCACUUCUAUAGCGAUGAAUCAGAUUCGUCGCUUUCACCUCAGAGACGAGCACUCACAUUAGCCAUUUUGGCUAUCGGUGGUCUUACAACCGCCCAUACGGACGUGGCUGAGCUGUUGUUUAUCAAGGCGAAACAAGAAGCAGUCGUUUGCGAUGAUGUGGUUAGUUUGUCAAUGAUACAGCUCUCAAUCCUACUCGCAGAGUAUCAAACAAACAUGGGGCGUCCAAACUCUGCAUACCUCAAUCUAGGUGUUGCAUGUCGAAAAGCUCUGGCAAUGGGUCUACAUAAGGAGAGCGAUAUCUCCUUGGUCCCAGCAGACAUUUUACAGAAGCGGCGUAUCACUCUAUGGUGUCUGUAUUUCCAUGAGAGCUGGCAAGCACUGGCGCUCGGCAGGGAAAGCGCACUGAAAAUGUCAGAUAUAUCAGCUUCGUUCCCAGAUGAUCAGCCUGUGUUGGUGGGACUUUGUAGGCUUGCACAAAUAGCAGAAGAUGGCGCCCGUGUAAUUUAUGGUCGACGAUAUGAGUCUUUGGGUCAAUUGUAUGUCGCAGCGGAGAAGAUCGGUGCCCGACUCCGUGAAUUUGCGGACCAAUAUGGGAUUGGUUCAGCAAGUCUGGCGCACAAACACAAAUCGCGGGGAGCUGUGGCGUCGCUUCAACUACACAGUGUGUACUACCACGUCAUAUUACUCACGUAUCGGCCGUUCCUGAUCGCCGACUCCGCACUCAAGCCAGCCGGUGGCCCCAAAGAACCUGACACAAUGUGGCUCCGGCAGGCCUGCAGGUAUGCAAUCGAUGCAGCUCAAGACUCUAUCGUGUAUGCUGCCUCGUCGUUCCGUAAGGACGAGGCGUGUAAGACGACAAGAUACUAUGCGUUCUUUCUCGAUGCAAAUUGUGUAGUGUUAAUGUAUGAUAUGCUUCGUCAUCCGGCAAAACGCAACUACAAUGUGGAUUACAUCAACAUGGCUCUCCAAAUGCUUAGCAGUAUGGUCCAGGACGAGCCUGUCACUGUGUCGCAGAACUCUAUGAAGCAGAUGUUGCGUCUUGUGGAAGACAUCAUCUUAAAUGGUAAUCGUGUCACGGGACCAUCGACUGAAUUGGCAUCUUUAGCUUCUAGCAACACAACAGCAGUCGAAGUGCUAAGCGAUACUCAACAAGGGCCACCUCAUCCAAACUUCCAGUUCCCCUCGCUGAAUGCAGGGUCUACACAGUCGCAGCAGUUUAUCCACUUUAGCAACCUACCUGCUGUAUCAGGUCAAGGCAACUUCGACAACGCUCUGAACAUAGAUGGAUCCGCCGUGGCUUAUGCCAACCCCCUGCCAUAUUUUCAGAACGAUGUCAUCACUACAGAUCUGUUCAACUUCUUCCCCGUGGAUUUGCUGUCGCCUUACAACACUUCGAGUCUUGAAGGAGCUGACAAUCACAACACUUGAUCGGAGUAUGUCGUGGUACUAUCGGGAACGACUUGCAAAUGUACAGCGAAGUAGAUUCAUCGUGUUCUGAAACUUACAGGCUGCACCUUUCAGAGACUAUAG